GUUCGGAACCUCGAAGAACGAAUCAAGGUCGAUCAGCUCAAGGAAGCGCUCGAGGAGAUCUUCUCUGAAUAUGGCAAUGUCGUUGAGAUCGUCGCAAAAACCAACCUGAAGGCCAAGGGGCAAGCGUUCGUCGUUUUUGACAAUGUCGAAUCUGCUACCCGCGCCAUUGAUGAGAUCAAUGGGUUCGACCUUUUCGAUAAGCCUAUGGUGCUUGACUAUGCGAAGACACGGAGUGAUGCCACCGUUAUGCGGGAGGGAGGUGCAGAUGAGCUUGAGGCCCAUAAGAGGAGGCGGUUAGCUGAGAAGGAACGCAAACAAGCCCACGAGGCCCUCGAGGCUCAAAAGAAGCUUAAACGUCCCGCUGGAGCCGCCGAUGCUGCCCGUCCAGCAAAGACAACCAAAGGCGCAGGCCUCAAGCCGACCAGUGGUGCUGCCGCAGCCGUCAUCCCCGACGAAUACCUUCCCCCCAACAAGAUUCUUUUCUUGCGGGAUCUGCCCGACACCGCAGACCAGGACACGCUUACGUCGGUCUUUGGUCGCUUCGAGGGAUUCCAGGAAGUUCGUCUGGUGCCGGGAAGAAAAGGAAUUGCUUUCGUCGAGUACGAGAACGAGUCCGGAGCGAUCAGCGCGAAGGAGGCCACCUCGGGAUUGCCCAUGGGAGACAACGGCAAGCCCAUUCGGGUCACUUACCAGAGACAGUGA
Messenger RNA from Aspergillus wentii DTO 134E9, 702 nucleotides. RefSeq names its product U1A/U2B'/SNF family RNA-binding protein. Gene Ontology annotation, biological process: mRNA splicing, via spliceosome. The record is from RefSeq and is a predicted model, not a curated record. Gene Ontology annotation, molecular function: U1 snRNA binding. NCBI's taxonomy places the organism in Eukaryota, Fungi, Ascomycota, Eurotiomycetes, Eurotiales, Aspergillaceae. Gene Ontology annotation, cellular component: U1 snRNP. The transcript has 2 exons. The annotation marks the transcript as partial.